CUGGUAAACGUGCACCGACGGGUAAAUGACGCAGUUGCUGGUUGGCGACCGGGGAGGAACGAAAACCAUGACAGUUCUUCUGCUCAUCAAGCAACCUCUCAAUGCCAUUGUAACAUCUCCGACCGUCAUAACGGACGCUCAAAGCAGCAGACAAAACAAAAAUGAUCCCUCUGUUGAAUGUUUGCCUCCCGAGUCCACCGCACGAGUACCCACCCCCAAAGAAGACACGGCCAAGAUGACAUACGCUGCGGGCUUCGUCACUCACAUCGCCGAGAUAUCGGAUCGUGGAAGGGAGAACCACGACGAACCCUCUUGUUUGAGUUAAUUCGUAGUACUUUCGGGUGCUCUCGUCCGCGUAGUCGACGAUGCUAAGCUCGCGCGAGAACCUGUUGUGUAUUUUCGUAUCGUAUUUUUAAUAACGGUAGACUAGAAGUAUUGGUAAGGUGCAACUCGGUGGUGUGGUUUGCCUGAAAGGAAAGAGGCCCUUCUUGUUUGGUUGACGGUUCACAUCAACGGCACGGCAGCACACAAAGUGCACACAGAAGGUGCACACAAAGUGCAUUCGUUUGUCCAGGAGAUAAGGUUUAGGACUAA
Messenger RNA from Ectocarpus sp. CCAP 1310/34, 594 nucleotides. NCBI's taxonomy places the organism in Eukaryota, Phaeophyceae, Ectocarpales, Ectocarpaceae. The record is from the annotation of a GenBank genome assembly.